Molecule: messenger RNA, 237 nt
Organism: Emiliania huxleyi CCMP1516
Lineage: Eukaryota; Haptophyta; Isochrysidales; Noelaerhabdaceae
Exons: 4
Coding region: 1-237 (78 amino acids)
Source: RefSeq, a predicted model, not a curated record
AUGACAUCAUUUGGGAUGGAGGCCAUGGACGCAGAGUCGCUUCUGCCGUGUACCUGUGUAGACUUUAGGCCGUCCGUUGCCGGCGUGCUGGGCUCUGCGCUCUCGCGCUUCAUCGAUGGAAAGCGCGAGACGGCGGACCACGGCCAGCGCUUGACUGCCUCGGUAGGAGAGCACUCGAGCUCGCUGCUCCUCACGUUGGUCGCAUCGAGUCUGCAGACGCAGCCCGCCCCUCUUUGA